Molecule: messenger RNA, 4202 nt
Organism: Saimiri boliviensis boliviensis (Bolivian squirrel monkey)
Lineage: Eukaryota; Metazoa; Chordata; Mammalia; Primates; Cebidae
Gene: ILDR2
Product: immunoglobulin like domain containing receptor 2
Biological process (GO): pancreas development
Cellular component (GO): membrane
Source: RefSeq, a predicted model, not a curated record
CCAGGGACGCCCGGUGCCCGCCGCUGCGCUGCCGCGGGGUGACAGCCAUCCUUCUGUUCCAGCCGUUUCCCACUUUCCUCACUCCGUAAUCCGGAUGGGAAGUUGGGGAAGAUGGACAGGGUCUUGCUGAGGUGGAUUGCUCUUUUCUGGCUAACAGCCAUGGCCAAAGGCCUUCAGGUCACAGUGCCCGACAAGAAGAAGGUGGCCAUGCUGUUCCAGCCCACUGUGCUUCGCUGCCACUUCUCUACAUCCUCUCAUCGGCCUGCAGUUGUGCAGUGGAAGUUCAAGUCCUACUGCCAGGAUCGCAUGGGAGAAUCCUUGGGCAUGUCCUCUACCCGGGCCCAGUCUCUCAGCAAGAGAAACCUGGAGUGGGACCCCUACCUGGAUUGUUUAGACAGCAGGAGGACUGUUCGAGUGGUAGCUUCAAAGCAGGGCUCGGCCAUCACCCUGGGAGAUUUCUACAGGGGCAGAGAGAUCACGAUUGUUCAUGAUGCAGAUCUUCAAAUUGGAAAGCUCAUGUGGGGAGACAGCGGACUCUAUUACUGUAUCAUCACCACCCCGGAUGACCUGGAGGGCAAAAAUGAGGACUCAGUGGAACUGCUGGUGUUGGGCAGGACAGGGCUGCUUGCUGAUCUCUUGCCCAGUUUUGCUGUGGAGAUUAUGCCAGAGUGGGUGUUUGUUGGCCUGGUGCUCCUGGGCAUCUUCCUCUUCUUCGUCCUGGUGGGGAUCUGCUGGUGCCAGUGCUGCCCUCACAGCUGCUGCUGCUAUGUCCGCUGCCCAUGCUGCCCAGAUUCCUGCUGCUGCCCUCAAGCCUUGUAUGAAGCAGGGAAAGCAGCAAAGGCCGGGUACCCUCCCUCUGUCUCCGGUGUCCCUGGCCCUUACUCGAUCCCCUCUGUCCCUUUGGGAGGAGCCCCCUCAUCUGGCAUGCUGAUGGACAAGCCGCAUCCACCUCCCUUGGCACCAAGUGACUCCACUGGAGGAAGCCACAGUGUUCGCAAAGGUUACCGGAUCCAGGCUGACAAAGAGAGAGACUCCAUGAAGGUCCUGUACUAUGUUGAGAAGGAGCUGGCUCAGUUUGAUCCAGCCAGAAGGAUGAGAGGCAGAUAUAACAACACCAUCUCAGAACUCAGCUCCCUACAUGACGAGGACAGCAAUUUCCGCCAGUCUUUCCAUCAGAUGAGAAGCAAGCAGUUCCCGGUGUCUGGGGACUUGGAGAGCAAUCCUGACUACUGGUCAGGUGUCAUGGGAGGCAGCAGUGGGGCAAGCCGCGGGCCCUCAGCCAUGGAAUAUAACAAAGAGGAUCGGGAGAGCUUCAGGCACAGCCAGCCGCGCUCCAAGUCUGAGAUGCUGUCGCGGAAGAACUUCGCCACGGGGGUGCCGGCGGUCUCCAUGGAUGAGCUGGCGGCCUUCGCUGAUUCCUAUGGCCAGCGGCCCCGCCACGGCGACGGCAACAGCCACGAGGCGCGGGGCGGAAGCCGCUUCGAGCGCUCGGAGUCGCGGGCGCACGGCGGCUUCUACCAGGACGACUCCCUGGAGGAGUACUACGGCCAGCGCAGCCGCAGCCGCGAGCCCCUGACCGACGCCGACCGCGGCUGGGCCUUCAGCCCCGCGCGCCGCAGACCGGCCGAGGACGCGCACCUGCCGCGGCUGGUGAGCCGCACGCCGGGCACCGCGCCCAAGUACGACCACUCGUACCUGGGCGGCACGCGGGAGCGCCAGCCGCGGCCCGAGGGCGCCAGCCGCGGCGGGAGCCUGGAGACGCCGUCCAAGCGGAGCGCGCAGCUCGGGCCGCGCAGCGCCUCCUACUACGCGUGGUCGCCGCCCGGCACCUACAAGGCGAGCUCGUCCCAGGACGACCAGGAGGACGCGUCCGACGACGCGCUGCCGCCCUACAGCGAGCUGGAGCUGACCCGCGGCCCUUCCUACCGUGGCCGCGACCUGCCCUACCACAGCAACUCGGAGAAGAGGAGGAAAAAGGAGCCCGCCAAGAAAACCAAUGACUUUCCAACCAGGAUGUCCCUUGUGGUCUGAUGUUGUCAGCAUUUCUCUGGAUGACUAGAAAUCAGACAUGGACUACAGGGACAAGACACAAAUCCAAGAGCCAGCAGGCCCAGGACCUUCUCUGGCCAUCACCUUGGAAGAUUUGCUCAUCUCUGCUUUGGCAAGGGAUGGGAGGCAGCCUUUAAGAGAGGCUGAUUUCAAACCUCUGUGCCCAUCUAACUAGUUUGAGAAACUUAGAAAGAAAGCAAGAAUGUGUGAGAACAUUCCUACCUUCAGAGUUUCUCAACUAUAGCGUUUAUUCUGCCCAGCCUCCUCCCUUAGCAGAACCAGGACUCUAUUUCCAAUUCUGAAAGAGACUUAGCUCUGGACUGCUAAUCUCCAGAAAUUGUCUAUGCCUACAGUAUGCUUUUCUACACCUCCUGUGCUAUACUUAGAAGACUUUAUUACGACUAGUAGAAGGCGGCCUUCUGCUGACAAGGGAAGAUAGCUUCAAGUCAAAAUAUACCUUUUAUCCACAUCACUUUGCAGUCACUAGUCAAUGACUGUUGUUACACUAAAAUCAAAAGGCCUUUGGUGAGCUCAGUGACAGUGACCUCUGGGACAAUCACAGAAAUGACUUCAAUUUGUUGUUCUGAAUGACAAUUCUUGAGUGGCUAGGACAAAGCAAAAGCGAGUAUACCUUUUUGAAAAGCUGUCUAAGUGGUAUUUCCUUUUCCAUUCUGAGAACGUAAACUGCUUUUUUCUUUUCUGUUGCCCAUGUCAGUAUCUGAGUCUUAGACAUAAAGGGCUCUUCUCUCUCGAGACCCUGUCCUGGACUUUCCUCAGGUUGGUACCACACACAUAGCCCUGCCUCCCUCUGCACUCUGGUUAGAUUGUCAUUGGGUGCCUUGGAUAAAUGCUUAAAAUACACACAUAAAGGAGAAGAGGGGAAAAAAGGAAAGCAGUAAUGCGUGUAUAAAAGUAUGAGAAGGAAUCUCAGAGGGAAAUAACAUCGUCUCAUUAUACAUUGAAUGUGGACCAUUUCCCCCACAAACUUCACUUAGUCUUUUCUGGUUUUGUGCUUCACUUACCAUUAAUUGUUCCUGCCAUCCCAGUUCUGCCACUCUAGGACAUGGGGGUUGUGGAACAUACAGCUUUUGGCCUGACUAGACUGCCACUAUGGAUGCUUUCAAGAAAUAAGAGAUACUGCUUUCUCAGGAAGGAGUACUUCCUAUUUCCACCCUUGCCUAAAUGAUAGAUUUUGCCUAAGUCCCAAAGGUAGAUCUCUGGAGUUUAUAGUUGUGUAGAUUGCAAAAAUGGCCGCAAACACUUCCCUUCUUAUCAAGAGGUGCCAUCUUUUCCCUCACCCCUUGAAUCUGGAGUUGGCUGUGUGAUUUGAUUUAGCCAGUAGCCUGACAAAUGACACAAGCAGAGACUUGAAAAGUUCUUGUGCAUGGGGCUUGUCCUCUUUUGCUGCUCUUGGGAACCUUGCAACUACCACCAGGUGAACAAGCCUGGACUAUCCUGCUGCAUGACAAAAGAAAAGGGCCCAGUUACCUGUGUCUUCCUGUCUGACAGCCCAUCAACUUUAAGCUGAUUGCAGACAUAUGAGUGAGUCAAGCUAAUACCAAUAGAAGAACUGCCUGGCUGAAUGUAGCCCAAAUUUCUGAUUCCUACCCGAGGCAUGAGUUGAUGCAUUCUUUAUGUUCUCUUCAAGAACAAACCUGACGCUUUCUUGUCUGAAUCUUCAUCCUUGAAUCCCUUACUCCAUCCAAACUUGUGUUUCUCAUAGCCACUGCUUUUGUUGACAGAUUUUCAUCAAAGUUUUUCACCUGAACCUUUGUCGGGUACAUGUUUGGGUCAAAUCAGUGGAGGAUAAUGCUUGACCUUACUGUUCCUUAACCCAGCAGUGGGUUAUUCCCUGUCAGUGGAUCCAUGGACAACCUCUGAAGAAGGUCUCUUUUUUUUUUUUUUUACCAUCUUUUUUGUCUUCUCCAGAACCACUGGAGCUAGGCCCUGUUCUCAGAGUAUCAUUCCUCUAGUAUCCAUGUGUACUUCAUGACAUUUCCAAAAAAAAAGUCCUGUGUUUGCAAUGAAAUAAAGAAGUGGCUGGGUGAGGGUCGGGGCAAUGAGCUGGUAGGUGUCAUUGCUUGGAGAAUUAACCUACCAAAGGACUUUCCUGUUGCUUUGACAAGUCUUGGAGGUAUCGGGAAAACAGUUGA